Hipposideros armiger (great roundleaf bat) is the source of this 3520-nucleotide messenger RNA. RefSeq names its product potassium voltage-gated channel interacting protein 2 (gene KCNIP2). The transcript has 9 exons. Gene Ontology annotation, cellular component: voltage-gated potassium channel complex. Lineage: Eukaryota; Metazoa; Chordata; Mammalia; Chiroptera; Hipposideridae. The coding region runs from base 1338 to 2153 and encodes 271 amino acids. Gene Ontology annotation, molecular function: potassium channel regulator activity; calcium ion binding. Gene Ontology annotation, biological process: regulation of potassium ion transmembrane transport. The record is from RefSeq and is a predicted model, not a curated record.
GUGGGGCGCCGGGGGCCAUGCGGGGCCAGGGUCGCAAGGAGAGUUUGUCCGAUUCCCGAGACCUGGACGGAUCCUAUGACCAGCUCACCGCCUGCCCAAGAACUCCAAUAGAGAAUGGGAGGAGGAAGACUGUCUCACCUGUGUCUGAAACAAGCAAGGGAGGUGGAGGGAGGACAUGAUCCUUGUCCUGAGCAGAGUGAGAUUAAGACUUGGGGAUGGGGGAGAAGACUGACUAGGGUGUAAUGCCUUUAGAAAGUGUCUCCCCACUCACUGACCCUGGUGAGGUCCUAGUCCCUAAGCCAAGACUCUCAGAAGAGGGAGCCUUUCCACUCAGGCAAGCCCCAAAUGUGCCUCAGACUUGGGUGGAAUUCAAAGGUCCAGCUGUAGGUCUGCUUUGAACUCUGUUAUCUCAGGAUCUUUGAGAAGUAGUAAGGGCCCUAGGGCCCUCAUCAGCACCACAUUAGUCAGUGUUUGCUUCCUGCUUUGAUUUUCCCCUUUUUACUGGAAUCAUCCCCUACCAAGUUGGCUAUUUGAAUCAGAGAUUACUUGGGUGAAGGAUAGAAGCACUUGUAUUGGAAGGUGCAGGAAUGAAGUGUGAGUACCAGCUAUAUAUGACUUUUGUUCCAUCUGGGCCUCACUUUCCUCAUCUGUAAAAUGGAGAAUACGACUUCUUGCCUGCCUCCCAAGGGAAAUAGAAAGGUCAAAUAUUGGCAAGCGUCAAGAAUUGUUGUUUUCCACAUUAUGAGCCUCCUCUCUGUAGAUAGCUCUACACACGAUUUGGAAAGAAGAAAUAGGACUACUAAGAGCUCUCCUUUCCAAGGAGGGCUUAUCAGAGCAGGGGACAAAAGUUGGGACGCCCCCUAUAUUAAAACUCAGAGUGCUCAGUGUUCUUGGAGACGACCUGAGCGGAAGGAAGCCUGAAGGGGAGUCGUUGUCCGCGGUGCUGAAUAGCACGCCGGGAGGAGGUGCGGCCCGGCCACGGAGAUCCCAAAGUUCCUUCUUUGUGCAGGUGGGAUUCCUGGAAUCGGAAAUGGGGGGUAGUCGAGGCUUCCAUUGUCCCAUCCCAUCAGACUCUUAGGGAGGGGGUUUAAAGUCAUACCUCAGGGCAUCCUCCAUUCUUCCGACCGCUUUCCUUACCCACUCCCACCCCAGGCUCAAAACAAAGACGGAGAAGACUUUUAAAGGGAAAAAAAGUCCGAGAGCCACCCCGCCCCGCAUCUAACCCCUCUGGUCUUCCCAGCCCAGCAGAGCCGCUGGGCAGCGCGGUGGGGUGGGAAAAGUCAGCGAUCAGCGGUGUUCCUGUCCGAGCUGGAAGCAAAGAAAAAGGACUGGAGAAGAUGAGGAGAGAGUUGGGACUUGGCUGGCCAAGGCCUGAGCUCGGAUCCCUGGGCCUGGUAUCUUGGAGUCGGGUUCCUCUGGCCAUAAAUAUUGUUCCCCGGACUGGAGCGCCCCCGUGUGGUCCUAGAAGAGCCAUGCCUGCAGAGUUGAUUCUGAAAGGGGAUGUCACUAAAUCAAGUAGCAAGAUUUGUGUGGAGUUCAGAGACAGCGUGGAGGAUGAGUUUGAACUGUCCACUGUGUGUCACCGGCCUGAGGGUCUGGAGCAGCUGCAGGAGCAAACCAAGUUCACGCGCAAAGAGUUGCAGGUCCUUUAUCGAGGCUUCAAGAACUCUGGUCUCCCCACCCCCCAGGAAUGUCCCAGUGGAAUUGUCAAUGAGGAGAACUUCAAGCAGAUUUACUCCCAGUUCUUUCCUCAAGGAGACUCCAGCACAUAUGCCACUUUUCUCUUCAAUGCCUUUGACACCAACCAUGAUGGCUCGGUCAGUUUUGAGGACUUUGUUGCUGGUUUGUCAGUAAUUCUUCGGGGAACCAUAGAUGACAGGCUGAACUGGGCCUUCAACCUGUAUGACCUCAACAAGGAUGGCUGCAUUACCAAGGAGGAAAUGCUUGAUAUCAUGAAGUCCAUCUAUGACAUGAUGGGAAAGUAUACAUAUCCUGCACUCCGGGAAGAGGCCCCCAAGGAACAUGUGGAGAGCUUCUUCCAGAAGAUGGACAGGAACAAGGAUGGUGUGGUGACCAUUGAGGAAUUCAUUGAGUCUUGUCAAAAGGACGAGAACAUCAUGAGGUCCAUGCAGCUCUUUGACAAUGUCAUCUAGAUCCCCAGGAGAGGGGGUCAGUUAUCUUGGGGGGACCAUGCUCUAGCCCUAGUCCAGGUGGACCUCACCUUUCUCUUCCCAGGUCUGUCCUCAUCCUAGCCCUGCCCUUGGGCCUGUAGGAAUCCAAGAGCCUGGGGAUUCAGUGGUCCAGAUCACUGGAACUAAAGGGGUCAGGGAGUGGGCACAGUAUAUCUUUGGGGUGAUCCCAACUCCCAAACAGCUCCCACCCCCUUCUUGCCUGACUCAGUGCUGAGGGUUCCCUGCUAUAGGAAUUGAGUGGUUCUCCACUUCCUACCCCCAUUCUAGAAACCACAACACUAGAUAAAAUUUCUCCUGCUAUGGUGCUUCCCCCAUCCCUGACCUCAUAAACAAUUUUCCCUAAGACUCCCUCUCAGAGAGACUGCUCUGUCCUUGGCACUGACUGGCCUUUCAGACCAGGGCCUUUGAGAGCUCUGUAGGAGGGGGACAAGAAUGUAAAAGGAGCAAUCCUGGGCUUGAGCCUGUGGUUAGAUCCUAGGAGGUAGCUGGAGUAGAGAGCAGAAAGGCCUAGAGAUUGUUAGUGAGAUCUGGGGCAUGCCAGGCUAUCUCUCUGAGUUCCACAGGUCUGCCACCAAGCCAUCAGAAUAUGAGUUUCCAGGCUCUUCAGAAGACUUUGUCUCCUUGGAAACACCCCAGAAAUUUUCCAUACCCUCCUCAGUAUCCCAGGAGAGCCUGGAAUCCUGAUGUCUGGCUUAUCUCUGGAAUUUUUUCUUCUCCUUCCUUCCUUUUUGUAUGGUGGUGGUGGCAGCAGGGGAAUAUAGGUGGGAGAUGUCCUGGCUGAUUCCUGCCAAAGUUUCAGCCUAUCCUCUCUGGUGGCUACAACUUAAGUUUUCAUUUGCCAUGUCCUCUAGACUUGGAGGCAUGGAGUGAGUCAGGGACCAUCCAGUGGAUGCCUUAUAAGAAAAGGGAAGAACGGAGGCAGGCAUAGCAUCUGAACCUAGUGUGGGGGCAUUCAUUAUAAUCUUUGAUCUACCCAGGCUCUAUUUCAACCCCCCACAUAGCCUCCUUAUUUCCCACCUAUGGUCUCCCCUUGCUUUAUUCAAUUUACCCAGAGAUGCCCUUGAACACACCUAGAAGGUAGAGACCAUAGGACCCAGGUCCCACUUCAUCAUCAGCAUCCCUGCCAUGCUGCUACCCCUUAAUAUACCUGCUUGUCCCAUUUAGCUCACCUUCCCAGUCAGCCAGGAUCUGAGGGGAAGGGCCCUGCCCCAAGGAAGCUCCCUUUCCUAUCAGAAUACUGUUGACUGCUUUGCAUUUUUGUUCCUCUGUAUAUUUUGUAAAAUAACAAAUACACUAGAUCCAAUAAAACACAAUGGCUAUGCACAGGC